This is a messenger RNA of Mesorhabditis spiculigera, 1758 nucleotides long. Lineage: Eukaryota; Metazoa; Nematoda; Chromadorea; Rhabditida; Rhabditidae. The record is from the annotation of a GenBank genome assembly.
AUGUCGGAGCCCCAACAAGAAACAAGGCCGGCAACCGAUGAUGACGGGUUCAACCGGGAUUUGGAGGCAAAGUUAAAGAUUGCAGGGAGCAACGGUCAGACAAAAAACCGGGGUAAUCAAGAAAGCUCGGCACUCACCCGAUCCGCGAAACCGUCGAACGCUGAGGAAGUUAAGAAAGGGAGCAAGAAGGCAGCCCAAAUUCCCGCGUCGACGAUCAAUAUCAAUCGCUCGAAAGCGAGCUACUCGUCGGCACAAACCAACCGGCCGAAUCGUUCUACUAUUUCAGGAAAGCAUCCGGUGGCCAGCCUGACGAAGUGGAAGAGGAACGGGCGGCGAAACUUCAGAAGCUCUGUUGACGUAACGGAUCAAGCGCCGAAACACGAAGGCCCAAACUCGGGAGGAGCUACUGACGAGGAUCCCCCAAAUCCUUACAAAUACGCGUUUUGGAAUGUCAACGUCGCCUUCUUUAAUCAGAGGACCAAGCCAAUUGCCGAAGAAAUAGUGAAGCUGAUGAAGCUGCAUUCCGUGGAUUUUUGCUUUGUCAGUGAAGCCCAUUUGCUCUAUGCUGACCCUGCCCCCCCGUGCGAGCCCGAUCACAAACAUCUUAGUUUUUUCAAAAAAAGUGUCACUGAUGUCGACGGAUCCCUGGAUGUGGCAGACGUGAAGCGCGCAGAUAUCAAAUACCACUAUGGAGAAGAUCCAGGAGUCAAUCCAGAGGGUCAUGACAAACCGGAAAAGGCGAAAAUGCUACUGGUAUACCGCACGGCUGUGAUCGAUGCCAAGGACCUAGAGAUCGCUUAUGAUGUUUUCCCGAUGGUGCAUCCGAAUCCCGCUCAGGUGAAACGUGACGACAUCGACAGGGGGGAUCGCGUGCUGACUGUGAAAAUUGGCUCGACGACCUUUCUUUGCAUGCAUCGACAAACAAGCAGCUUGACUUGCACCGUUAUGGAAGAAAACAAAGAACCAAAAUUUGUAAGCUGGUUUAAAGAGAAACAUGGAUCAAUCAAAAAUCUGAUAUUAUUUGGUGACCUUAAUUUGCCCGGAAUGGAUUGGUAUAAGUUCAAGCCAAGACAAGGCGUCGAACACAUGCUGCUAACCCAGGAUUGUGCAACAUUUGUGAAGGAAAUGGGAUUCGACGAGGAAUGGGUUCGGGAGGUGACCCGCUUCGCACAGGAGAAAGUUUAUGAAAACAACUAUGCAUAUGGAGAGGGAAAACAAACUACUAUUCCCAGUUCGUACGCCAAAUUAGACGUCAUCUUGAGCCGCCGGGGUGGGAUACGACCCCCGGAAAAGGCUUGCGUCAAAUGGAUUCAGCAAUCAGAAGAACCGGGAGAUUACCUAAGCGACCAUUCUGUGAUCCUUUUUAAUCUCAUGGAGGAGAAAAACAGAGCAUUGAACAUCCAAGCUUCGCCAAAGCACGCGAUAUUUCUUAAUGCCCCGUUUGAGUUAGGGCAAACCGUCACUCUGGAAAUUACUAACCACGGCGAGGGCUUUGAUUUUUCCUUGGAGUCCCCUCACCUUCAAUGGAUUUAUGUUGGUGAUUGUGGCCAUACGGACAGAAUGCUAUCGGUCAGCAAAAAUUCUACAAAAUACCUGAAGCUCACGUUCAAAGUGGCAGCCACCACCUCAGUGGAACGAAAGAUGGAUCAUCUGACACCGGCUGGGACACAUUGGCUGAUAUUGACUCAAAAGGGGACCGGGGAGCAGUACCACUGGCGUGUCCUGUUCAACAACGAGACUGAGGCUUCGCUGGCUCUU